Messenger RNA from Prosopis cineraria, 921 nucleotides. RefSeq names its product putative disease resistance protein RGA3. NCBI's taxonomy places the organism in Eukaryota, Viridiplantae, Streptophyta, Magnoliopsida, Fabales, Fabaceae. The coding region runs from base 1 to 921 and encodes 306 amino acids. Gene Ontology annotation, molecular function: ADP binding. The transcript has a single exon. The record is from RefSeq and is a predicted model, not a curated record.
AUGGACUCGGGUUGGGAAGGAAUAACAAGCCUCACUUCAUUUGAUGAAAUUCUAAAUCCUCCUAGCCAGAGAAAAACGCUUGAAAUGGGAUCUUUCAUUCUCCAAUCUGGUAUUGUAUCAGGCUCUCUUCAGGUUAUCCUUGAUCGAUUCACAACAUUCGCCCAAAGAGAACUCGGCAUAGUUUUAGGCGUUGACGAUGAGGUUAAGAAGCUAGAAAGGACAGUAUUGAAGGUUCAGGCUUUUAUCGAUUCUCUUAGCAACCAGCUUCAGUGGCCUUCUACUCCUCUGGCGUUAAAGCUCUGGCUUCGGCACCUCCAAGACGUGCUUCACGAUGCUGACGACCUGUUGCAUGAGAUUGCCUUGGAAAUUUCAAAAUUUACUUCUAAUAGACCAACCGACACAGAACAGGUACGAACAUUGAUUCUCUCCAGAUUUCAUUUUAGCCUUCCUUCUCAAGUAGUGAAUAUGCAACGUAAACUAGAAGACCUAGUGAAAGAGAUGGACGGAAUGUUUGCUAGUGAGAUAUUGCUGAAGGCGACGCAAACUAUUGAAUGUAAUUGGAAACUGCACAGUUCUAGUUCAUUAGUGGACGAGUCAUAUGUGGUAGGAAGGGAAUAUGAUAAAAUUGAAGUUGUGAAUAUGUUAUUGUCGAACGGAACGGACAGAGAAUCAACUUCUGUAAUUGCAGUUGUGGGCAUGGCAGGGAUCGGCAAAACAACACUUGCAAAGCUUGUUUAUAAUGAUGAGAUUGUCAGGUACACAUUCGACUUGCUCAUUUGGGUGACCAUUUCUGUGGAGCAUAGUGUAGAGAGAAUCUCAAAAUCAAUUUUUGAGAGUGCUACUGGGAAGAUGUUGAAAGUUUCAGAUCUGAAUCAUAUUCAAAUAGAAUUGGAAAAUUGUUGGCGAGCAGGAAGGUGUUGA